AUGCAAAGCGAAAUACAACACAUUCCGAAUUUGAUUAUUAUGCUGACUUCGGAGGCAGACUCAAUCAAAAUGGAAUCAGGUCGAGACGACGGGUCUGAUUCGGACGUGGAGAUUACACAUGAGUCGAGAACAGGGCCUCGUCGUACCAGGAUUGUCAUGGAUAAACCACAAGUCGAUGGACUUGUUGAAGAGCCGAUGGAAAUGCAGCUCCGGAAAUCGGUAGCUUUAACGCUUGAUGCACAGAAUAUGCCCAUGACUCCCGGAUUUCUCGACCAGAUAACCGAACUCGCAAGUGAAUACUUUCACAACAUCAUUGUAGCACUUCAGAAAUUUACCGAACUUCAACGAAGACGUCGUCCUUCACUCACAGAUGUUCAGCUUUGCUUUUCUACCCUCGGAAUCAAUCACAAUGCCGUUUUGCGACUACAUGAGCUGAUUACAGCCAAAAUGACACCCCAGCAACAUACAUAUGCCCGGAAAAUUGCCGAGCAGAGUAAUACCAUACGCACCGAAUCUCAAGAUUUCACCAUCGAACCAAAAGACCCAUCGUAUCCAUUUAUUGCCAAUGAAAAGUAUGAGAUCACAGCAGUAGUACCCCAGCACCACGCAAGACCCGAAUACGUUCCUGGACACAUGCCUAUGCUUCCCCCAGAUUAUACCUAUCAUCGAACACCGGAGUAUAUGCCUACCAUCAGCGACUUGAAGACAGUAAGAACCAAGCUUGUAGAGGAGUCGAGGAUGACAGAAAAGUGGCUAUACGUGUUAAUGAAAGACAACGAAAAGUAUAAAGUCGACAACAACGAGAUAGAUGUGGAGAUGGAUAGAAUCAGCAAAGAAGAAAAUGAAGAUACCCGCAAGGGAGAAUGGAACGGAAGUGAUGAUUCUGAUAGCGAUGGAACCAACCACAAUGGCGAGGUUAAAAGUCCCGAGACGAAAGAAGGGCAAGAGAAUGGAGAGAAGGAAACCCCUAUUCCUCAUUCUACUUCUAAUCCUAAAUUUUUCGACAUAAUGGCCUAUGCUCGUAAACGGAUAACAUCCUUAGAGCGUCGUACACAGAACCUCGAACAAAAAAGAAAACGCCGUCAUGAUAAUAUCUUCAUACAAGCGGAAACUGUUUAUUCUCCAUAUGCCACAAAGAAACCUACUAAAGAAGUGGCCAAAAAAUUUGACGAUGCGUUGGAGGCCGCCUUCCUGUCUGUGCUUAUACUGGUUAAAGAAGGUGAAAAGGAAAAGAGACGGAAACUUGCUGCUAUUGAGGAAGACAAAAAGAGACGUCAAGAGGAACGUGAGUUGCAAGCAGACACUCUUGAGUUUGGAGCUUUGGGCAAUAUUGCUCAUUCUGACGAUUCAGACGAGGAAGAUGAAGGGUUUCCUGAAUUUGAUUUUCCUGAUAAUCCUGACCAAGCCACAAAUAACUGGGAAGCAUCCCAGCCAGAAACAACGACUCAAGAGAUGGCUGAACAGCGUCCAACAUUGGCUAAAAAAGGUUUACCUUCCAACGAUCAUCCUGUGGAAGAAACAAAUGAUAGUGAUGAAGAUCUUGAGGCUGACCUCGAGGAUGCUCUUGGGGAUCUUGGAGCCAUGACAUAA
Molecule: messenger RNA, 1590 nt
Organism: Meyerozyma guilliermondii ATCC 6260
Lineage: Eukaryota; Fungi; Ascomycota; Pichiomycetes; Serinales; Debaryomycetaceae
Exons: 1
Coding region: 1-1590 (529 amino acids)
Biological process (GO): transcription initiation at RNA polymerase II promoter
Cellular component (GO): transcription factor TFIID complex
Molecular function (GO): protein heterodimerization activity
Source: RefSeq, a predicted model, not a curated record